AUGAAAGAUAAUAUUACGAUUGGUGUUGAAGUAUCUCAUAAUGAUUAUGAUACUAAUGGUGCUAUGAUCUAUAUUAUCAUUGUUCUUUUUUGGUAUUCAAUUGAAAGAGAAGAUUUCGAACAACGUCGUACAAAACUUCUUACUCAAAACUUGCAUGAUGAUUAUAAUACAAAGAAAAUCUUAGAAGAAUUAGCAAAUAAACAAAAUCGUCAUCGACUUUGGGAUAUGUAUUUAGGUACAAAUACAAAAGAUCGUUUUAUACAUGCUGAAGAUCUACGUGUUCGUCAUAUUGAAAAACAAUUAGCUACGAUUAAUCGAAAUCAUCGAAUAACAUAUGAUACACUUUUUCCUUGGACAAAUAAUAAUGUCAAUCGUGCUCAUAGUUAUUCCGAAUAUCAACCGGAUAUAAAUAAAACAAGAACUAGUCUCCGACGUCGAUCUUCACUUGAUCAACAAACUCUUGAUCGAUGGAAAGAACUAACUCAUCAAUCGAAAGUGUACGAACUAUUACCAUGGGCUAUUCGUAAGAUAAUGCUUAAAAAACAUUUUCGUCGUAACACAAAAAAGUCAUGA
Messenger RNA from Adineta steineri, 573 nucleotides. Lineage: Eukaryota; Metazoa; Rotifera; Eurotatoria; Adinetida; Adinetidae. The record is from the annotation of a GenBank genome assembly.